AUGGAGGAGCCACGAAUCUGGUAUCGGUCUUAUAGCGAAGUCUUACACUUGCUGAACCGCACAACUCUCGAUUUCUCCGCCUCACCUCCAUUUUCGCCCCAAACACACCUCAGAUCGAGAGCUGAUAAAUCAUUAUCAGCAAUGGCAUUGCUGCAAAAUCACAGCUUGUUGCUAUCCAAGCAAGAUCUCCUCAGUCAGCAGAUCAAUAGAAGCGGCGAUUUUCGCGUCGCGGCUGGCCGGCCGCGCCAGCGCCUCGGUUUUCACGGCGGUUGCAGGGCGGCGAGCGCGAGGCGGAUGGAGCUGAAGGCCGAGACGAAGACGGACGUCGAGACGGCUCAUGGGAAGAGAGUGAACGGAGUUCAAGUCGACGGGAUCUCGAUCCCGGAGCGAAAUAGUCUGUCGAGAAGCGAAGUUAAUCUGCAGAUGAACCACGAGUACCUUUUGGGGAGAUUUGCAGAGGGCAAAUCUGUUUUCCGGCAGUCGUUUGUGAUAAGGUCGUACGAAAUCGGGCCGGAUAAGACGGCAACUGUGGAAACGAUCAUGAAUCUCCUCCAGGAGACGGCUCUUAACCACGUGGCGAAUUCAGGGGUAGCUGGAGACGGGUUUGGGGUGACCCGUGAGAUGAGCCUAAGGAAACUCAUUUGGGUUGUCACUCGCAUACAAGUGCAAAUUGACAAAUACAGCUCUUGGGGAGAUGUUGUAGAGGUAGAUACUUGGGUUGAUGCUGCAGGCAAGAACGGUAUGCGCCGUGAUUGGAUUAUUCGCGACUACAACACGCAAAAUAUCAUUACACGAGCAACCAGUACUUGGGUGACAAUGAAUAGAGAAACAAGGAGGCUAAGUAAAAUCCCAGAUGAAGUAAGAAGUGAGUUGGUCCCUUUUUACCUAAAUAGGCUUGCAAUUGCCUCUGAAAACACCGACAGAGAAAAUAUCCCGAAGCUCACUGAUGAUAUUGCUGGAGAAAUUCGUACCGGCCUGGCUCCUCGAUGGAGUGACAUGGAUGUCAAUCAACAUGUAAACAACGUUAAAUACAUAGGAUGGAUGUUGGAGAGUGUGCCCAUAAACGUGCUCCAAGAUUAUGAUAUUACGAACAUGACUAUGGAAUACAGACGAGAAUGCCACCAAAGUGACGUCCUACAAUCCUUAACGAGAAUGAACCUUGAAACAAUCGAUCUAGAAGGAGACAAUCAGGAUAAAAAACAUCACUUGGAGUGCACGCAUUUGCUUCGCAUGGAAGGCGAUCAUGCCGAGAUUGUUAGAGCACGAACAAUGUGGCAGAUCAAACCGAGUCGAAUCAUCUGA
Molecule: messenger RNA, 1302 nt
Organism: Striga hermonthica
Lineage: Eukaryota; Viridiplantae; Streptophyta; Magnoliopsida; Lamiales; Orobanchaceae
Source: the annotation of a GenBank genome assembly